CUACAACCUUCCUUUCUGCAAAUCUCUGAACCAUCGCAAUCAUGGCCUGGCGUCCGCGUCCCCCAACCGUAGCCACCACCGCUGCCGAAAGCACCUUCCGUGUAGACGAGGAGGACGAGGAGGAGGUGUUCAACGGGAUUGAAAUCAGAAUGACCAACAACGGGUUCUACCCCUCUCACGUCGUCACGACGGUGGGAACGACGAUCCGCAUCAGGUGGGAAAUGGAUCGGAAGCAGCGACUAGCGGAAGUGACCGCCGCCAAUUCCUGCCGGUUUACCAACCGCCUAAUCCUGCACGCGAGGGGCCGGGGCUACGCCCACUGGAUAACUCUAGAUGGGCGCCAUGAACAUAACUACAUGGCAUUCACGGGCACAACGGCCCGGCCCAACGCAACCGCAUGGUUGACCAUCGUGGCGAAGAGCGACGAUGAGGAAAACGAGGAGGACUACGUCGACCCACCGCCCCAGGUCGCAGCAGGACCUCGGGCGCGUCGGGCGCUGGUGGAAAACGGACCACUUAUGCAGAGUACACCCCUCCGCCCCGUGCCUGGCCCCAUCCGAGUCGCGGGAGUCCUCGUCGCGUUGCCGGAUCCCCGCGCAUUCCAGACGCAAGUAGCGACCGACGGCGAAGAUGAACAACGACCGGUCGAGGAAACCCCAAGGGCCUGCACCUGGCGCGGAACGCCUUUCUCUCUCUUCCUCGGGAAGAGGCUGGUACCAUGGAUGAUGCUGCUCGGCAUGUGUGGGAAACGUCGUCUUCCGCCCAGUAGCAGUGCUGGUCCCAAGCAGGGUCCUUCAAGCACUCCCAAGACCGAAAAAGCGGCCGGCGCUGCCCCUGUACAUGCCUGGGAGACGCCGACCGCACAGUCCUCAUCCGGCGGUAUCACCAGGCCCACUAACCGGAUGUGCAAAGUCUCAGUAUUUCCAGCAUGCUUACAACCACCACCCACGAGACCGCGCCCUCAUCCUUCCUCUCCACCGGGAAUGGGAGGGGAUGCGCGUGCGUCCGGUCGCGGACGAAGGAUCAUUCGCGUGGCCUCCGGGUGCGGUGGAUUUCGGGGCGAUGUCGGACGGCUUGACGGAUCGACCGAGGCUGGUGGUGGCGCACACGUCGUCGGAGGAUCUGUUCACGCUGACCCUGCUUCUGAGGGGAGCGGUCCCCAGAACGUUGGUCUUCCGCGGGGGGGGGGACCCAUCCUCGAUGAGGGCGAUGAGUUGGUCUUCCGCGGGGGGGGGGGACCCAUCCUCGAUGAGGGCGAUGAGUUGGUCUUCCGCGUUGGUAGGGGGGGACAAGCCAUGGAAGGACGCGUAACCAUCACGCGCAAGUCACGGCGGACGGCUCGACGACCCCCUCUCAUUUGGGGAAAAACAUUUGUGGGGGGGGGAUGGGGAGACCUCGCCCUCAUCCGUCCUCUCCACGGGGGUGGCUCCCCUCAGCGGAGCGCCGAUCGACAUCGCCGCCCUCGUCAUUGGGGUGCUUCCCACCGCCAACCCCAUCUCCCGCCGCCAGCGCCGUCCGCCGCCCGACAACGGCACCAUCAACCGCCGAACCCCGCCGACUCGCCCGGAAUCACUCCGCCCCUCUCCCACUCCCCUCCCACCAGCCCUCCACCGUUGAUUGAAGCGACGCCGCUGAAGGAUUGCUGUGGUGGUGCGGUGUUUCACCAUCCGGCCCAAAGAUCACAUCUUCGUCUCGCCCUGGCCAGGGUCCAUGCAUCCUCCACAGAAGCACGACAACGCCGAGACCCACGCAACACCUUCCCACGCGGCCACAUCGCUCGAGCCGCCCAAACACUUUCUUCCAUCAACAUCCACAAAGAAGGCGAGCAAGCCGCCGCCGAGGCCGCAGCCGCGGUCGCCACAUCCGCUCCUCCACCAUUCACAUUUGGAGCCACGGCAGCAAGCAGCUCGUCCACUGGCAUCGCUGCCGAUAUGACCGCCAAACCGGGUUUCCCAAGCCUCGGCAUCAGCGUGCCAUCCACUACCACAACGGAAGCAUCCAAACCUGCUGCUGGUACAAGUGUGGAAGAAGAGGAGGACGAAGAUCUCUUGAUGAUGGAGAUGGCGAUGAGGGUGUCGGCGGCGGGGGCAGACGGGGAUUUUGGACUGCAGCUAGCGCUUGCUCUCAGUACGGCGGAAUAUGAAGAACCCUCGGUACCGUGCACUCUCUGCCGGACCUUGCCGCCACUGCCUCGCUGCACCCUGUCCAAGACGAUCCUUCGAAUCACGAGGCUUACGGACCUUCCGAUGUUAAGAGCAUUGGAAGGAAUAUUUCCCGACACUUCCAAUUGGGGCAAUGCUCGUUCACACACUGCUCGCACCGCUGUAUACGCGGCGAAAGCGGCUUUCUGUGACGAUAUCAGCGUUGGAGACCGAGUGGCAGAGGGUACCUCGGAUGGGGAUACGGGGAUGCGAUACUCAUCCUCGAGAGUAACGCACGCACUCCCGGUUUCUGGUCAAGCUCGCAUAGAUAGAUUGAGAGUAUACUGUUUCACCUUCCCCGCCCGCCCCAUUUGUUCAUACGAGGAUUUACAUAGUAUUCCUGCGAUCCCCGCCUCAUUCAUUCCCUUUGUAUGAUCGAGAAAAAUAACAUCGGGCGCGUUGGACUCGGUUCGAUUACGAUGGUGGGCUUGAAAGCGACGUGGGUCCGUAACAGGCAGUAAAACUUUGGACUGAUAUGAGGAGGCGGGCACCGGUUAUGGGCUGCUUAAAUUUGGAGCCAAAAAGUGGGCGGGGCGGAGAGGUUGGGGUUCGGGAAGGAUUAAGGCAUGCCAACGUUUUUGUGUGCAAUAACCGUAACCCUAACCCUAGCCCCUUUC
Messenger RNA from Fimicolochytrium jonesii, 2818 nucleotides. RefSeq lists its product as uncharacterized. Lineage: Eukaryota; Fungi; Chytridiomycota; Chytridiomycetes; Spizellomycetales; Powellomycetaceae. The transcript has 5 exons. The record is from RefSeq and is a predicted model, not a curated record. Bases 42 to 2576 code for a protein of 844 amino acids.